AUGAGACUGUCGACGAUAGCAACGGGCGUGAUUGCUUGCCUGGCUACCGAUGUUACCGCCACCGCUCUGACCUACAGGCUCGGCGCCAACGAGAAGGCCUGCUUCUAUGCCGAGACCAAAAAGGACAACGAGAAGGUUGCGUUCUAUUUUGCGGUCCAAUCGGGCGGUUCGUUCGACGUCGAUUACCUCGUUGAAGGUCCCAACGGCAAAGUCGUGUUGCAAGGCGAAAGGGAGCGCCAGGGUGAUUUCGUCUUCACGGCCCAGCACGCGGGAGAAUAUUCCUUCUGCUUUGACAAUGACAUGAGCACCUUUGCUGGGAAACAUGUCGAUUUCGACAUUUCGGUCGAGGACGAACUGCGAACUGCGCAGCUGCCUUCCAAGCAGGGCACCUCUCCGGAGCAGAUGUCGUCUCUGGAGGAUUCCAUCAUGAAGAUCUCCAGCCUGUUUUCCACCGUUUCGCGGAAUCAAAAAUACUUUCGAACCCGAGAGAACCGAAACUUCUCUACUGUUCAUAGCACGGAGAAGCGAAUCGUCAACUUUAGCAUGAUUCAGAUUGGUUUGAUCAUCUGUAUGGGUGCUCUGCAGGUGUUUGUCGUCAGGUUUUUCUUCCAGGGCGCACGCAAGGGCUAUGUCUAG
Ustilaginoidea virens is the source of this 636-nucleotide messenger RNA. RefSeq lists its product as uncharacterized. Gene Ontology annotation, cellular component: COPII-coated ER to Golgi transport vesicle; endoplasmic reticulum-Golgi intermediate compartment; Golgi apparatus. NCBI's taxonomy places the organism in Eukaryota, Fungi, Ascomycota, Sordariomycetes, Hypocreales, Clavicipitaceae. The coding region runs from base 1 to 636 and encodes 211 amino acids. The transcript has 4 exons. Gene Ontology annotation, biological process: protein retention in ER lumen; Golgi organization; endoplasmic reticulum to Golgi vesicle-mediated transport. The record is from RefSeq and is a predicted model, not a curated record.